AUGAGUACAGGUAGUCCUGUAAAUUCAUCGACAGCAACCUCACAAUUAUCGUUAGUGGCUAGUGCUGCUAUUCAUGAUGUGAAACCAGAGCAAUCAUCAACCACUAUCAUAUUACCCGAUUGUCCGCCUCCCGUUUAUUCUCCAACAGGCAAUAUGCUUAAUCAAGUUGAAAACACUGCACCACAUACAGAAGCUCCACCUCCAUAUUGUUUAAUUGAUCCGAGUAAAAUAUAUUCACAUUAUCAACAUCAUCCGAAUAUAACAUCACCGGAGUAUAUUGACUUGGAUAAUAGUGAUACGACUCCUCGACAACAAGUAAUUUCAGCAUGGCUUUCUAGUGGUAAUAAUAUGGAUAUUGGAACAGAUUGUGCGUUUUUAAUGGCUUUUAUUGUGAGUUUUUUCUUUAAUUGGGUCGGAUUCUUGGCUGUUGUCUGUCUCAUACCAACAAUUUCAGCUCGUUUUGGAGCCAUGAGCGGUUUUGGUCUUUCAAUGGCAAAAUGGAUUACUGUUAUGAGAUAUCACGAUUUUAAAAAUGGUGUUCGAGAUCCGGCGCAAAAUUUUGUUUUUGCAAUUGUUUUAUUUACUGGGUUUUUCCUUUUCGUACGUGGUCUCAUAUCGUAUAUUACAGUUAAAAAUCGUGCCAAUCGUGCUGGACAAACUGCCGAAACAUUUACAUGGUAUUGA
Molecule: messenger RNA, 684 nt
Organism: Didymodactylos carnosus
Lineage: Eukaryota; Metazoa; Rotifera; Eurotatoria; Philodinida; Philodinidae
Source: the annotation of a GenBank genome assembly